Molecule: messenger RNA, 1494 nt
Organism: Pleurotus ostreatus (oyster mushroom)
Lineage: Eukaryota; Fungi; Basidiomycota; Agaricomycetes; Agaricales; Pleurotaceae
Exons: 1
Coding region: 1-1494 (497 amino acids)
Biological process (GO): mRNA pseudouridine synthesis; tRNA pseudouridine synthesis
Cellular component (GO): nucleus; cytoplasm
Molecular function (GO): RNA binding; pseudouridine synthase activity
Source: RefSeq, a predicted model, not a curated record
AUGUCAUGCACGAACUUUCGCUAUCGAUUCUUACGAUCAGGCUCACUUCUUCGCGUCAUGACCAAUUCACCCUCUUCAUAUGAGAAUUGGACCAGGGAGGAGCUGAUUGCGCGCCUCGCGCAGCUGGACGACUCGCCGAAGCUGAAUACAGCUACUGCAGCGUCUUCCAAAAAGAUACCUGACAAACCAUUCAGUUUCGCGUCAUACUCACGUCGAAAGAUCGCGCUAAAGUUCUGCUAUUCUGGAUGGGAAUAUAAUGGACUAGCACAUCAGCUUGGUCCGACGCCGUUACCGACCGUUGAAGGUACGCUGUUCGAUGCCUUAGCUCAUGCAAGGUUGAUCGAUUCCAGUGCUGGCUUCGAGGGGUGUGGCUUUGAAAGGUGUGGAAGGACGGAUAAAGGGGUCAGUGCAGCCGGGCAGGUGGUGUCACUGUGGGUGCGCAGCGCGCAGAAACAUGAACCCUCUCCUACAAAGGCCGCUACGGGUCCUCCAGAGGUAGCACAUGACGCAGAGUCGUCCAAUUUACUGGGGGAUUUUGGAACAUUUGACGACGAUAUCGUAGAGACGUCCAACACCAGCAUUGCUCCGGUCGCUGAUACACCAGAGUUACGCUACGUAUCUAUUCUCAACCGUGUCUUACCUCCAACGAUCCGCGUACUCGCCUGGUCCCCCGUACAAGACGAUUUCUCCGCUCGUUUCAACUGCAGAUACCGCCACUACAAGUACUUCUUCAGCCCCACCGGCCUCGACUUAUCCCUGAUGCGCGAGGGCGCGUCACGUCUCGUAGGAGAGCAUGAUUUCCGUAACCUGUGCAAGCUGGAUCCCGCGAAACAAAUAACGAGUUUCAAACGGCGGAUAAUUCGGGCAGACAUUUCACCAGUAUGCGAUGGGAUGUAUGUGUUUGACUUGGUUGGAACGGCAUUCCUGUACCAUCAAGUGCGACAUAUCAUGGCGAUACUGUUCCUGGUUGGAACUGGUAUUGAGCGCCCGUCUGUCGUGACGGCGCUGCUAAAUGUGGCCUCUGGUGCGGAGACGGAUCCCUCGCUAUUGGAAGUGGUCGACAGAAAGCCCGAGUAUCAGAUGGCAGACGGGUUGCCACUUAUGCUCUGGGACUGUGGGUAUUCCGAAAACGAUGUGCAAUGGCAAACCGAUUCGGAGGCGAAUUUGUACCACGAACUCGAUUCAAUUCUUGCGCGAUCCACGGUCCACAAUGUCUUAGACUCUCAUUUCCUUGAAGCUGCAGCGCAAUACCAUCCUCCCCCGCCGCAACCCUUCCCACUCUCGACCACAGGGGUGGAUAUUAGCAGUGGAUCGGAAGCGUUCAAUAUUCCUCUGGGUGGCGGGACGUCGAAACGAGUAGUGACGUAUGUGCCGUUGUUGGAACGGAAGAGGCUAGAAUCGGUGGAAGUGGUGAAUGAACGGUGGCGUAUUGGGAAGGGAAUGAGAAGAGAGGAGCGGCGGCGAGAAGUGGAGGAGGAAUCAUCUUUGACGUGA